Pyricularia pennisetigena is the source of this 2289-nucleotide messenger RNA. RefSeq lists its product as uncharacterized. Gene Ontology annotation, biological process: regulation of transcription by RNA polymerase II; DNA-templated transcription. Gene Ontology annotation, cellular component: chromatin. The coding region runs from base 1 to 2289 and encodes 762 amino acids. Gene Ontology annotation, molecular function: zinc ion binding; DNA-binding transcription factor activity, RNA polymerase II-specific; RNA polymerase II cis-regulatory region sequence-specific DNA binding. The record is from RefSeq and is a predicted model, not a curated record. NCBI's taxonomy places the organism in Eukaryota, Fungi, Ascomycota, Sordariomycetes, Magnaporthales, Pyriculariaceae. The transcript is spliced from 4 exons.
AUGCACAAAUGCACAUACGACGGGUGUUCCCGCAGCUUCAAACGGCCAGAGCAUUUGUCUAGGCACAGACUGAACCAUCAACCUCGUACAAUCCACGAAUGCAGCAUCUGCCACAAAGACUUUGUGCGUCUGGAUCUGCUCCAACGCCAUCUCCGCCGGCAUGAUCGGGGAAUGGUAAAGUACAGGAACUCGGGUGGCUAUUCCACGAGGACCGAGCUCCCGGUUCGUCAUGCCGACGUGCAAAAGCCAGAAGAGUCCCGAUCAGUGCCGGCGUCGGAGUAUAAGCCGGAGCAGAAACAACUACCCUCUAGGGCAAAGUCAGAAUUCUCUCAGGUUUCCGGAUCCCCCCUGAGUUCCAUGAGCCAAGAUGUGCUUGAUCCGGUCCUUCUCCAAGCUGCCCAGUUGGCCAGUCAAGAAAACGGAUAUCUCGCCCCUGGGAACCCGUCAGAGCCGAUGCAGCAGCUUACUUUUUUCCACGGGCCCAGUGAUGGAUCUUGGUUCACUCAAGAUCUGGACUGGCUUUUUGGUUCGAGUCCGGAAGAAGUGUCGUCAAGGUUCGGCGAUUUGCAACCCAUUAGUCAAAGCUCUCCGCUGGAGAGUUUCCCGGGAUCGUUUGUUCCUCCCCCUUCUCAUAACCAGGAUAGCGACUUUAUCGAUCCCGUGUCACGACAACGGGUGAUGGAGGCACUCUCGUCUCUCCCUGCCGAGCUGUUGACUUCGAGUUUCUUUGACGCUGCCAACUUGCAGAUGUUUAUGCAAAAUUAUUGGCUCGAGUACAAUCCACAUUUCCAAAUGCUACAUCGUCCAAGUUUCUGUGUAGCCGAUGUCCCCCCUUUGUUGCUAGUCUCGCUCUUGACGCUCGGUGCGACCUUGUCUCCCGACGACUCACACUAUGCUGUGGCCGAGAAGAUUCAUCAGAACCUCCGAUGGUUGAUAUUUACGUCACCGUCUUUCAGGACUCCCGCCCCUCUGUGGGUGAUCCAGUCUUUGUUGAUCGUCCAGGCAUAUGAGAAGAUGUUCUCUACAAGGAAACUACACGAAAUGUCACAUAUAUUCCACUCUUCGGUAAUCACGCUUAUGCGGCGAGGGAGCUGCUACAGUCCAGGACAGACCACCGGCGGCGACCUCUCGAACCUGGAAAACACAUGGCAUCGGUGGAUUGAACAAGAGUUGACCCAUCGGGCCGCUUAUUUUGCUUUCGUCAUGGAUGCUCAGCACUCUUCCAUAUUUGGACAUGCCGCGGUGCUAUCUUUGACCGAUAUUCGACUGCCAUUACCAUGUGCAGAAGCGCUAUGGGAUGCGCCCACCGCGACUGCAUGGAAUCGAGAACGCUCUCGGCAGCCCUCCUCGACGCCUUUUUUUCUCCCCGCGCUCCGGGCUCUACUCUGUCGCCAACCCUUGCCACAUACCUAUAGCACUUUUGCACGCUUUGUGCUGCUGCAUGGGCUGUUCAGCCUCACUCGCCACAUGACCAUAAGAGACCAGACAGCCUCCUUCAUUGGAGGAAACACCUUCAGCCGCCCCGCCGACCCGGAAGCUAACAUCACCAGCGCUUCGGCGUCUCCGCACCCAGAGGAUGUCGAUGACUGGCGUGAACGGGUUGCUCGUGCUGUUGAUACCUGGUCACUGAGCCUCUUUUCCCGUUCUCCAUCGCUUUGUCUCGAGGCCGCCAAGCCACUGCAGCAUAUUGCACACAUCAACAUCCACACCAACUUGAUUGACUUUCACAUUCUAGCAGGGGCGCCCAACCUUGCCACAGGAGUGCGCGCCCAUCCGGCAAGCAUCAGUGACGACAGCCAAUAUGCGAGGGCCUGUGAAAGAGUCCUAGCCUGGACCAGGGACCUACCCAAUGCAAAGCAAACGUUGAUUCACUGUCUCACCUUGAUCCAGGAGACCAUGUUUACCCGGACACAGUAUGUGGCUUCCGAGGACAACAUCCUUUUGCGACCCUGGGUUUUGUAUCAUAGCACUCUCGUGGUCUGGGCCUAUGGAGUGCUUACCGAGGGGAUCCAGCUGGGGGGAGUCUGUAGUGCUGAGGAUUAUCUUUCACAUAUGCUCAACCACCUACUGGGGAAUGGUGAUUUUUCACAGCUGCGCGGGGCCAAUCAGACCUCGGGUCUCAUUGCAUCAGUCAGCGCCGCGCUCGACAACUGCAGGUGGGAGCUCUUGCGGGAGGCCAAGGAGACGCUUGACUCCCUCGGGCCACAGUCCAGGCUUCUGUUAUCCAUCAGAGGGGCCACGGGCUUUUCUGAUGUGACACGCGAAAGAACAGUUGGCAUGCCGGAGUAA